Mercenaria mercenaria is the source of this 3723-nucleotide messenger RNA. RefSeq lists its product as uncharacterized. The record is from RefSeq and is a predicted model, not a curated record. Gene Ontology annotation, biological process: DNA integration. The transcript has a single exon. Lineage: Eukaryota; Metazoa; Mollusca; Bivalvia; Venerida; Veneridae. Bases 1 to 3723 code for a protein of 1240 amino acids. Gene Ontology annotation, molecular function: nucleic acid binding.
AUGGCUAGAAAGCUUGAAAUAAAACCGACUGGACAAGAAGCAUUAUCACUCUCAGGAUUUGGCGACAAAGAACGACGACUACGUCAUCUUGAUACAGCAGUUAUCUAUUUAGAGUCGACCCAUGAAGAUAUACCAGUUAAAGUGUUAAUCGUGCCCGAGAUUUCCGUGCCGUUAGCAACGUACACAAACCAAGUUAGAGAACUGUCAUAUUUAAAGGGACUCAAACUAGCACAUCCGGUGCAUACAAGUGAUGACUUUAACAUAGAGAUUUUAGUUGGUGCAGAUUUUUAUUGGACUAUAGUGCAAGACGAGGUUAUUCGUGGCAACGGACCUACAGCCAUACAGUCAAAACUCGGCUAUCUUUUGUCAGGACCUCUCAAUGUUCCCACAUUUAGAAACAUUACGCCGACACCCGUAUCCAUGAUGAAUGUGUUCACGCUGCAUAGCAAAGAAGAGGUUGACUUAGAAAAGUUUUGGAAAAUCGAAUCCAUGGGAGUCGAACCAGUAACCAAGAAACAGGAAUAUGAACAGUACUUGACACAUUACCAAGAUACGUGCAUUACCUACAACGACGGUAAAUACAUAGCAAAGUUACCUUGGAGGGAAGAACACGAUACAUUACCGACCAAUGAAUUGAUCAGCCGGCGCAGAACUGAAAAUGUAAUCAACCGAUUGAGGAAAGAACCUAAACUACUACACACGUAUGGGGAGAUAAUCAGAGAGCAAGAACAACGAGGAUUUAUAGAAGAGGUACCAGCCGACCAGAUAUGCACGACAAGAAAGUUACAUUACAUUCCUCACCACCAUGUAAAAAAGGACUCAGCAACAACUCCGAUUCGCAUCGUCUAUGAUUGUAGCUGCAGAUCCGGACGUGAAUUUCCGAGCCUGAACGACUGUUUGAUGAACACCCCUCCUCACCUCACUGAUCUUACUACAAUUUUAAUUAGAUUCAGAUACAACAAAUACGCCAUUUGCACAGACAUAGAGAAAGCGUUUUUGAAUGUUGGACUACACGCAGACGACCGUGACGUCACAAGAUUUUACUGGUUGACAGACCCAGACGAUCCAGCCAGCACUCUAAAGACAUAUAGAUUCAAGUCCGUUCUUUUCGGAGCAACUUGCUCUCCAUUUAUACUGAAUGCGACGAUUCUAAAGCACCUAGAGAUACACCAAUGUGAACUUACUGAUCUUAUCAAGAGUGGCUUAUACGUAGAUAAUAUACUUACCAGCGUCCAAGAUGAGCAGAAGUUACAUGAUUUCUUCGAAAGCAGCCGACAAAUAUUCAAGCAAGCGUCUUUCAACCUACGAUCGUGGAGUUCUAAUAGUGAAGCAUUACGUACCAAAUUCAAAGCCGGCGGAAUAGAUGACAAAGACAAAGAAAUCAAAGUACUAGGUAUGCGUUGGAAUCCUGAAACAGAUGUCUUGUAUAUACCGCAACGUACAUUGUCCAUGCAGAAUGACCACUUACUGGCGAAAAGAGAGAUCUUGAAGGAAUCAUCAUCCAUAUUCGAUCCGCUUGGAUUAUUGAACCCCGUCACAGUGAGAAGUAAAGUUCUGAUGCAAUCAUUAUGGCAACGCAAGUUAGAGUGGGACGAGCUUUUACCAGACGACAUAAUUAAAGAGUGGUGCAGCAUAAGAGCAGACGUUAAAAAAGCCAUCGACAUGAAGUUCCCACGCUGUUAUUUCCCAGAUGAUUCUCCUACAGAAAAAAAUCUUCACAUUUUCUGCGACGCAAGUGUGAAAGCAUACGGCGCAUGCGCGUACCUUGUUUCUGGAAGUCACAGCACACUUGUUAUGGCCAAGAACAGAGUAGCACCCAUUAAGCAGUUAACCAUCCCGAAACUCGAGCUUUGUGCAGCUGUCCUGGGAGCCAGACUGUGCCACCAUAUUAUCACCAGUAUAGAGUGUCAGAGAGUUUACCUGUGGAGCGACAGUCAGAUUGCUCUACAGUGGAUUUCAACAUCAAAGAAGCAACCCAUAUUUGUAUCCAACAGAGUACAAGAAAUACAUGAACUGACGAAAACAUACGAGUGGAGAUACUGCUCUACAGAUACCAAUCCCGCAGAUAUACUGUCACGUGGUCUAUCAUAUGACAAGUUCCAUGACAACAGAUUAUGGUUCCAUGGUCCAGAUUGGCUGACAAACACAGCCAGUUUUCCAGUGAAGAGUACCAUAUCACAGAUACACGUAAAUGAUAACAGCCAAGGUGAAGAUACUAUCGUCCUUGUAAAAGAAACCCCAUUCGUUCCGGGUAUUCUACACAUAUUAGACUUACAGAGAUUCAGCUCCUACCAAAAGGUUCUAAGAGUGUGUGCAUACAUUUUUCGAUUUGUAGACCAGUGUAAGAAGCAGAAGAAAUAUGGCGGAGAUCUACAUCCACAUGAACUCGACACAGCAGCAAGGACCUUAAUAAAACAUACACAGUACGUGAGGUGUCCAGAUGUAUUAGAUUACAUGAAGAAGACCAAUUCUAGAUGCAUUAAACCUGCAUUAGUGCGACAACUAGACCUGUACCUUGACAUAGACAAAAUACUACGCUGUGGAGGACGUAUUGCCAACGCACCAUUACCUGAGGAAACACGAUUCCCGUAUCUGAUACCAUCUAGAGGAAAACUUACUGAGUUGUUAGUUACAGACGCUCACGAAACACAACUUCACGCAGGCUUAGAGAGUACAGUCACAUACUUACGUCAACGUUUUUGGAUUCCCAGUAUACGUCAACGUGUGAGAACCAUCAUCCGCACGUGCGUCACGUGCCGUAAAGUGACGGCAAAGCCUUACAGAGUACCAGAUCCACCCCCUCUACCCAGUGACAGACUCAAACACGCACCUCCGUUUACCGUAACCGGCAUUGAUUUCACAGGAGCACUUACCGUGAAAGCUACAGACGGAAGAUUGCUGAAAGUAUACAUCUGCCUGUUUACCUGCGCAAACACUCGAGCCGUACACCUGGAAAUAGUCACGGAUAUGAAGACAGAAUCUUUUAUACUAGCUGUUCGCAGAUUUAUCAGCAGGCAAUCCACACCAAAAGUAUUCAUGUCCGACAACGCAUUAACAUUUAUAGCUACGGCCAAGAUUAUGAAAGAAGAAGUUUUGAACCCACAUGGCAUUACCUGGAAGUUCAUCCCUCAACACGCUCCGUGGUAUGGCGGUUGGUGGGAAAGACUCAUUGGACUCACCAAGACCAGUCUGAAGAAAGUCCUUGGAAAGGCGUUAAUCAACUUAGAAACCCUACAGACGCUCAUUACCGAAGUCGAGUGUAUAAUUAACGAUCGGCCGCUGACCCAUUCAUCAACAGAUCCAGCAGACGACGAACCCUUGACGCCCUCACACUUAUUAUACGGACGAAGAAUCACAACACCUAUCUAUCCAGACGACCGAGAAGAACCGGAAGCAGACGAUAUGUCACGUGAUAAAGCAGACAAGCUAUACCGUUUUAAGUCUGCUACAAUUGAACAUUUUUGGUCCCGGUGGAAGCACGAGUACCUUACAUCGUUAAGAGAGUUCCACAAACAUUUAGGAGGCGAAGGCGAUCUGAUUCGAAUUGGCGACGUAGUCCAGAUUCACGACGACACAUUACCCAGAAGCAGGUGGUCCUUAGGUGUUAUUGAUGACGUUGUUACUGGAGCAGACGGACGUACACGUGCAGCACGAGUCAAAUCUAGAAAGGGCAUCAUCACCAGACCUAUAGCAAAACUUUAUCCGCUUGAGCUGAUUGAAUAG